AUGGAUGCUGGAUUACAGAUGAACAGCCAGCUCAGGCAAAAUGAUUUGCCCAAUGGUGCGAGGAUCGAUGAUAAAGGAAAACUUUCCUCCUAUCCCCCUUUGACUGUGAAUCCAUGUGCAAGAGCAAAGGUUAUCAGAUCAAUCUUUCUAUUGAUAAUACCAUGGUUUAAAGUUGUGAACCUGGUCAUCUAA
Molecule: messenger RNA, 192 nt
Organism: Ilex paraguariensis (yerba mate)
Lineage: Eukaryota; Viridiplantae; Streptophyta; Magnoliopsida; Aquifoliales; Aquifoliaceae
Source: the annotation of a GenBank genome assembly